AUGAAGUUGCAAGAAAAGGCUUUCAAGAAACCGCUCUUCCAGCCAAAAACGACGGGCGGCAUGGUUCUCGUGAACCUCAAUGAAGACCCGAAAGCCAAUCCCAAAUAUUUCGAACCACAAACUCCCAAGCUCCCGACGGGCAAAAGCUCGCCAAUGUCUCACCUGGCUGCGGAAUGGAAGAAUAAGAACGACCCGAAUGAGGACGAAAUAAAACUUCAAGAAUCUCCAAGAGGAAUGAUGUGUAGCCUCAUCAACCAGCUUUUGCGGGAGAUUUUUGAGAGGUUCCCCGAGUAUGAGCUAAAAGGCUCAUUGUUGCGAGAGGGCAGCUUUACUGAGCGUCUCAUCAACCGCGAGAUCAAAGCCUUGUGCGAGCUGUUCAGUGCCCUGAUAAUAUAUCUUGACCCAGGAGCUGAUGUGAUGUGUGUGAUCGACGAGAUCACCCGAUACGAAACAGAUCAACUUUCAGAGGAAUUGGAUCUCAUUAUCAAGCAGCUUUCAGCGCUAGCAAGAAUACAGUCGGGGAGGCCGGUGGCAUUCAAACUCGUUUUAACGUGCCAGAGCAGAGCUACGCAGAUCCAUGAGUACUUCGAAGAUCCCAGGUACUUCAAGGACAACAUCGUUGAUGGGUAG
Colletotrichum lupini is the source of this 630-nucleotide messenger RNA. RefSeq lists its product as uncharacterized. Bases 1 to 630 code for a protein of 209 amino acids. NCBI's taxonomy places the organism in Eukaryota, Fungi, Ascomycota, Sordariomycetes, Glomerellales, Glomerellaceae. The record is from RefSeq and is a predicted model, not a curated record. The transcript is spliced from 2 exons.